AUGGUGAUUAUGAGCAUUUGGGCAAAGCUCAUGGAGAAUCUUCUGAGAUCGAAGGAAUUGUGGGGUCUGAUCGAGAAUGGAGUAUCAGAACCGGAGAGGAAUAUCAUUCUGACAGGACCACAAAGAUCAGAGCUCGCGGAGCAGAAGCUGAAGGAUCUAAAGGCGAAGAACUAUCUCUUUGCAUCUAUCGACAAGACGGUGUUGAAGACGAUCGCAAAGAAGGAAACCUCCAAGGACAUAUGGGAAUCCUUGAAAACCAAGUAUCAAGGAAAUAAGAGAGUGCAGAGUGCACAACUUCAAAGACUCUGGAGAAACUUUGAGGUCUUGGAAAUAAAAGAAGGAGAUUCAAUCACUGAAUACUUCUCGAGAGUGAUGGUGGUGGCUAAUGACAUGCGAAACCUUGGGGAGGACAUGCCGGAUGACAAGAUUGUGGAGAAGAUCCUAAGAACCCUAGUGGAGAGGUUCACUUAUAUCGUAUGCGCAAUCGGGGAGUCUAAGGAUAUCAAAGACCUCUCGGUUGAUGAGUUGCAGAGCUCAUUGCUAGUCCAUGAGCAAAACUUGAGUAAGAAUGUCGGAGAAGAGCACGCACUCAAGAUAGAAGGAGGAAGAGGACGUGGCGAUCACUGGAGCUAUUCUCAGGGAAGAGGAGGACAGUUUCAGAGCAGAGGAAGAGGCGGAUACAGAGGAGGUUGUGGAGGUCAUGACAGGGGAAGUGGGAGGUUUGACAAAAGAAACAUUGAAUGUUUCAAAUGGCACAAGUUGGGGCACUUCAAAAACGAAUGUCCUACUUGGGAAAAGGCCGCAAACUAUGCUGAGAUGGAAGAGGACGUGUUACUUAUGGCGCAAGUAGGAGGAGAAGAAGCAUGUAUGUGGUACCUAGACUCGGGUUGUAGCAACCACAUGUGUGGAACCAAGGAGUGGUUCAUUGAUUUCGAUCACAAGUUCAGACAACAUGUCAAACUUGGUGAUGAUAGACGUAUGCAAGUAGAAGGAAGAGGCAACCUGCGUCUAGAGAUCAACGGUACAACACAAGUCAUUUCCCCAGUCUACUUUGUACCGGGAUUGAAGAAUAAUCUCCUCAGCAUAGGCCAACUGUAA
Messenger RNA from Brassica oleracea var. oleracea, 1098 nucleotides. RefSeq lists its product as uncharacterized. The transcript has a single exon. The coding region runs from base 1 to 1098 and encodes 365 amino acids. The record is from RefSeq and is a predicted model, not a curated record. Gene Ontology annotation, molecular function: zinc ion binding; nucleic acid binding. NCBI's taxonomy places the organism in Eukaryota, Viridiplantae, Streptophyta, Magnoliopsida, Brassicales, Brassicaceae.